CAAAAGGCCUCAGGAAGUUUGAAGCCUGCGCUACUUUUUUUUAUCCUAAUCCUGCUACUGUUUCGGAUAGAGAGAGACAUUUCGAUUCACUUGCAAUAUGAAUUUGAAGGAUCUUGUUCCUGAAGAACGUAUGAAAAUCGCUGCUCUUUUAGCAGAGAAAAAGAGUACAAAUGAGAAUUCAUGGAUGUAUGAGAAACCGAAAGAUGAUCCUGAAGCAUUUUUGUUGGGAAAACAAGUUCAAAGCUUAAACCAAAUUCAGGAAAUUGGUAAAGAAUAUGACGAAUCACCUGCUCAACGACUUGCUAGAUUUGAUAUGGAAGCCAAAUUUCGUGAAGAUCCCCUGACAAUUAUGAAGCAAAGAGAAGCGGAAAAACGAAUAGAACUGCUUCAGAAUACAGCUAAAGUUAGGAAACUUCGAAGACUUCUAACAGAGCAAAAAUUGCGUAAAGAAAAACGUAAAAGUAAAAAACAUUUAAAACAAAAACAUCUGCAUAAAAGUUCAGAUGAAUCAGAGGGAGGUAGUUCAGAUGAUGAAUUACUGAAUAAGUUCAUUGAAAUUAUUCAUCAAUCUAAUGAACUGAAAGAGGAUAACUCACAGAAAUCUAUGGAUAAAUGUAGUAAAGAAUCAUCUAGUACUGUUAAAAAACAACUUUCAAAUUCUUGUGAUCAGGAACAUGCACUUUCAGACCAAAAGUGUUCAAAUGUGAACAGAAAACAUCAUUCAGAACGUAAUCAAUCAAUUUCAUCCUGUUCAGAAAGAUCUAACUAUCACAAAUCAUCAUCGAAUCGACGAAAGUUAUCCAAAGAAGAAAUCGAAGCUAAGCGAGCCCAGAUGAUUUCUGAUGCAAAAGAACAUGAAAAAGAACGUUUACAUCGUUCCACUACUCACUAUAAGAUAAAAAAGAAUGAAGAGGAAAGGGAAUUAGCCUCGAAAUUUUCUCAUGGACCAUCAUUUAUUAGUCAUUUAAAAAACCAACACGUUGACAGGACUACUUUAGAAGAAGGUAUUCAUCGUAAGGCUAGUAAUCGUCAGAAAGGGGAGCUUCAUGAUAAUUUUAUCAAACGUUAGGUCUUAAUUUUCUGAUUAUAUUGUACAUAAAAAAUGUUUCUUUGAUAAAUUGCAUAAAU
Molecule: messenger RNA, 1128 nt
Organism: Schistosoma intercalatum
Lineage: Eukaryota; Metazoa; Platyhelminthes; Trematoda; Strigeidida; Schistosomatidae
Source: the annotation of a GenBank genome assembly